CCCCCUUGCCCAAAGGCUUCCCGGGGCCAAGCCAAGGCUGCAGCCGCGAAGCUCCCGGACGGCUCGCCCUCUCGGGCAGCCCGAAGCGCUCCGCGGCGGACAGAGGCGAGCAGGCGGGGCGGCUCGGCCACCGGGCGGGGCUUCGCUUCGGCCAGCAGGGCGGAGAAGGCGGCGGCUUUUUCCUGCGUCCCCCCCCCCCUUCCUCCCCGAGCCCGGCGAGGAAGGGGAGCAGAUGGGACCCGGGCGGAGCCGGGCGGGAGAAGCCUGAAAAGCGAACCGGGCCAACUUGGUGCAAAGUUCCCCAGGUCCAGCCGAGGCUGCUCAGCUGUUGCUGCCCUCUAAAAGAUGCACUACUACCGAUAUGCUUCUGCUGAAAUCAGCUGUUGGUAUAAAUAUCUCCUCUUCAGCUACAACAUCAUCUUCUGGUUAGCUGGCGUGGCAUUCCUUGGAGCUGGUCUUUGGGCAUGGAGUGAAAAGGGCGUGCUGUUUGAUCUAUCCAAGAUGACUCGCCUGCAUGGUUUUGAUCCCGUGUUCCUUAUCUUGUUCGUCGGAGGGGUGAUGUUCGUGCUGGGGUUUGCUGGCUGCGUGGGAGCCCUGCGGGAAAAUAUUUGCCUUUUGAAAUUUUUCUGUGGGACCAUCGUGCUCAUUUUCAUCCUAGAGUUGGCCUUGGCUGUGCUGGCGUUCUUGUUCCAGGACUGGGUGAAAGACCGAGUGGAGACUUUCUUCAAAAACAACAUUAAGGCCUACAGAGAUGACAUUGAUUUGCAGAACCUGAUUGAUUCAUUGCAAAAACUGAACCAGUGUUGCGGUGCUCAGGGUCCAAACGAUUGGAACCUCAACAUUUAUUUCAACUGUAGCAGUGUGAGCAAAAGUCGGGAAAGAUGCGGAGUCCCGUUCUCCUGUUGCAUCCAAGAUCCUGCGCAAAAUGUGGUGAAUACCCAGUGUGGCUACGACAUCAGAAAUAUGUCUUUAUCGCAUUGGGAGGAGCGAAUCUUCACGAAGGGCUGCAUCGCUGCCUUGGAAACCUGGCUGCCCAGAAAUAUUUAUAUCGUUGCAGGCGUCUUCGUUGCGAUUUCACUGUUGCAGAUUUUUGGGAUUUACCUGGCUAAGAUGCUGAUUUCUGAUAUCGAUGCAGUGAAGUCUGGCUUCUAUUUCCCAAGAUAAAAACUACCUGGGAAGACCAAUCGAUCUUCAUUCUUUGUACCAUGAUUGUAAAGGGAAAGGAAAGGAUCUCUGAGGCUUUAGAAAACCUUGGACACAUCUAGAAUGUAAAGCCGCUCUCUUUGUCUUUGGUUAAAAUGCCAGAUGGCCUCCUGCUCUUAAGUUUUGCGAAUUGUUUUUCAACAUGGUUUUGUUGGAAGGAGAUACAUUCACCUCCAGCCUUCUGCAUGCUGAUGGGUGAAGACCAGGGCGUGCAACACCGACUUCCUGUUAGUGGCAUCCCGAUCAGGACUACUGUCUUUAUUUCCUGAUUUCCUUUUUCUUUACACUAUUUUGAAGUUAAAAUGUUACAUUCCAAAUGUCGAUCAGUGCCUGGGGUGGGGGGGGGAAGUCCCACGAUGCCAAAUAAUUAUAUCUGAAGGAUGGGGAGACGGGAAGACCUGCGAGACGAUGUUGAUAUUGAAAAAAAAAAAAACGCGUUCAGGGAAUGUUGUGCAUGUUGACAAAUUGAAGUAUAUUGUUUGUGAGGUUUUUUGUUUUUUUUUUAAACACGGAAGCCGUGUUUGCGGAGUUGUGUGGACGGGCGGGGAUGAAGGAUUCCUGCUCUUCCUUAAUCCUUUGGUUGGACCUCAUGGAUAGAGAAGAUGGGAGUUCUCCUCUUGGAGGCCAGAUCCAAUGAAUCCAUUUGAGAAGCUACGAGAUCUGGAGAGGACACUGGCUUUGCUUCCGAAGGACUCUCGUCAGAUUGAAAAAUCUUUACCUAAGUGGAUUUAUAAAAAACAAAACAAAAAACAAAUGCUAUUCUUUUCAUUCACUGUAUUCUGAUGUCAUUUCUACAUUUUAGGCUUUUUGCAAUAUUGGUCUUGUUAUUUAUAGAGGUUUGGACAAGGGAAUCUGUUGUCCUACAGCAUAGCUGACGUUGCAGGAAGCGGUUGUGCAAAAUCACAUCUGUUGAUGGACAUGGCCAAAUAUAGUGAAAUAUAUUUCUCAAAA
Crotalus tigris (Tiger rattlesnake) is the source of this 2154-nucleotide messenger RNA. RefSeq names its product tetraspanin 14 (gene TSPAN14). Lineage: Eukaryota; Metazoa; Chordata; Lepidosauria; Squamata; Viperidae. The coding region runs from base 346 to 1164 and encodes 272 amino acids. Gene Ontology annotation, cellular component: membrane. Gene Ontology annotation, biological process: protein maturation; regulation of vascular endothelial growth factor signaling pathway; protein localization to plasma membrane. The record is from RefSeq and is a predicted model, not a curated record. The transcript is spliced from 9 exons.